CCCCGCCCUCCGGGGGGUGUCACGUAGCUCUGCGGCAGCCGCAGCCUCAUUUACAGAAGCCGGGGCUGGAGCCGCAGCUGUCGCGGAUCUGAACGCGAGCUGUUCCUGUGGCUGCGCAGCUACCUCGCUGCGCACAGAACUGUCACCAUGCCCCACUCGUACCCAGCCCUUUCUGCUGAGCAGAAAAAGGAGUUGGCCGACAUUGCCCUGCGGAUUGUGGCCCCAGGCAAAGGCAUUCUGGCCGCAGAUGAGUCUGUAGGCAGCAUGGCCAAGCGACUGAGCCAAAUCGGGGUAGAGAACACCGAGGAGAACCGCCGGUUGUACCGCCAGGUCCUGUUCAGUGCCGAUGACCGUGUAAAGAAGUGCAUCGGCGGUGUCAUCUUCUUCCAUGAGACACUCUACCAGAAAGAUGAUAAUGGUGUCCCCUUCGUCCGCACCAUCCAGGAUAAGGGGAUUGUCGUGGGCAUCAAGGUUGACAAGGGUGUAGUGCCUCUAGCCGGAACUGAUGGAGAAACCACCACUCAAGGGCUGGAUGGGCUCUCAGAGCGCUGUGCCCAGUACAAGAAGGAUGGCGCUGACUUCGCCAAGUGGCGCUGCGUGCUGAAAAUCAGUGAGCGCACACCCUCAGCACUUGCCAUUCUGGAGAAUGCCAAUGUGCUGGCCCGCUAUGCCAGUAUCUGCCAGCAGAAUGGGAUUGUGCCUAUUGUGGAACCUGAGAUUCUGCCUGAUGGAGACCAUGACCUCAAACGUUGCCAGUACGUUACAGAGAAGGUCCUGGCUGCUUUGUACAAGGCCCUGAGUGACCAUCACGUGUACCUGGAAGGCACCCUACUCAAGCCAAAUAUGGUGACCCCUGGCCAUGCCUGCCCCAUUAAGUAUAGCCCAGAGGAGAUCGCCAUGGCAACUGUCACUGCCCUGCGUCGCACUGUGCCCCCGGCUGUCCCAGGAGUGACUUUCCUGUCUGGGGGUCAGAGUGAAGAAGAGGCAUCUCUCAACCUCAAUGCUAUCAACCGAUGCCCCCUUCCCCGGCCGUGGGCCCUUACCUUCUCCUAUGGGCGUGCCCUGCAGGCCUCUGCACUCAAUGCCUGGCGAGGGCAACAGGACAAUGCUGGGGCCGCCACUGAGGAAUUCAUCAAGCGGGCCGAGGUGAAUGGGCUUGCAGCCCAGGGCAAGUAUGAAGGCAGCGGAGAAGAUGGUGGAGCAGCAGCGCAGUCCCUCUACAUUGCCAACCACGCCUACUGAGUACCCCUCCACACCACAGCCCUUGGCCCGACCACCUGCACCCAAUUUUGCCUGUAGUUAUGGCCAGGGCCAAGUAGCCAUGCAGAGCAGAGAUGCCUCCAUCCGACACUGAGUCAUCUUCCUUUGAUCUCCUCCCCUCCCCUCUCAGAUUGCUGCACCUGGGACCAUUGGAUUGGGAGGAUAGGGAGCCCUCAUGACUGAGAGCAGGAGAACUUGCUAGAAGUCAGAGCAGGAUGCCUGGGUCUCCCCCCAGCCUCUGCCACCCCCCAAAAUUUUCCCAUGAUGGGGUUGCUUCUCCUUGGGCUCUCCUUGCCCGUCCUCUCUCCUGGGGUCAGAGGGUAGGGCAACAGAGCUGACUCAUGCUUUGUGUGCAUACCACAUAGCAAAUAAAUGGUAGCAAAACA
Messenger RNA from Dama dama (fallow deer), 1646 nucleotides. RefSeq names its product aldolase, fructose-bisphosphate C (gene ALDOC). Gene Ontology annotation, biological process: glycolytic process; fructose 1,6-bisphosphate metabolic process. Lineage: Eukaryota; Metazoa; Chordata; Mammalia; Artiodactyla; Cervidae. Bases 148 to 1242 code for a protein of 364 amino acids. Gene Ontology annotation, cellular component: cytosol. Gene Ontology annotation, molecular function: fructose-bisphosphate aldolase activity. The record is from RefSeq and is a predicted model, not a curated record. The transcript has 9 exons.